Messenger RNA from Cheilinus undulatus (humphead wrasse), 1038 nucleotides. Its product is annotated as green-sensitive opsin-like. The transcript is spliced from 5 exons. Gene Ontology annotation, cellular component: photoreceptor outer segment; membrane. The record is from RefSeq and is a predicted model, not a curated record. Lineage: Eukaryota; Metazoa; Chordata; Actinopteri; Labriformes; Labridae. Bases 1 to 1038 code for a protein of 345 amino acids. Gene Ontology annotation, molecular function: G protein-coupled receptor activity. Gene Ontology annotation, biological process: phototransduction; G protein-coupled receptor signaling pathway; visual perception.
AUGGAGAACGGCACAGAGGGCAAGGACUUCUACGUCCCCAUGAACAACAGGACGGGGCUUGUGAGGAGUCCUUUUUAUUAUCAUCAGUAUUAUUUGGCUGAUCCAUGGUUUUUCAAGUUUCUUGCUCUCUACAUGUUCUUCCUGAUCUGCACUGGCUUCCCCAUCAAUUUUUUGACACUGUUGGUGACAGCGCAGAACAAGAAACUCCGGCAACCUCUCAACUUCAUCCUGGUCAACUUGGCAGUGGCUGGACUUGUCAUGGUGUUCUUUGGAUUCACAGUGUGCUUCUACUCUUCUCUCAUGGGAUAUUUCGCCAUGGGACAGUUGAGCUGUGCCAUUGAGGGAUUCAUGUCCACCCUUGGAGGUCAAGUGUCCUUGUGGUCACUUGUGGUUCUGGCUAUUGAGAGAUACAUUGUGGUCUGCAAACCCAUGGGUAGUUUCAAAUUUACAGCCACUCAUGCUUCAGCAGGAUGUGCAUUCACCUGGAUAAUGGCCCUAUCCUGUGCUGUUCCACCCCUGGUUGGAUGGUCAAGGUACAUCCCUGAGGGUAUCCAGGUCUCCUGCGGCCCUGAUUACUAUACUCUGGCCCCUGGCUACAACAAUGAAUCAUAUGUCAUGUACUUGUUUACCUGCCACUUCAUGGUUCCCGUUUUCACCAUCUUCUUCACUUAUGGAAACCUUGUGUGCACAGUGAAGGCGGCUGCAGCUCAGCAGCAGGACUCAGCAUCCACCCAGAAAGCUGAGAAAGAAGUCACUCGUAUGUGUAUCCUGAUGGUCUGUGGCUUCUUGGUGGCCUGGACACCAUAUGCUAGCUUUGCUGCAUGGAUCUUCUUUAACAGGGGAGCUGCUUUCUCAGCCACAGCCAUGGCUAUCCCUGCCUUCUUCUCCAAGAGCUCAGCACUGUUCAACCCUAUCAUCUAUGUGCUGAUGAACAAGCAGUUCCGUAACUGCAUGUUGAGCACUAUUGGAAUGGGUGGUAUGGUGGAGGAUGAGACCUCAGUAUCUACCAGCAAGACAGAAGUGUCCUCUGUCUCUUAA